AUGGUUGGACAAAGCAUCUGCAUUUCCCCACCAGGAAGCUCGUCAUGGGACGUCACGACGACCAACCGGACGUCCACCAUGACCUUUACUAUGUUUACCGGGGACUGGGAAACUGGCCCAGCGCCAACUCAGGUGACAGAAUCCCCGACAUACACUGCUCUGCCGACCAAAUUCACCUCCCUCACAAGUACAUACACAGUCAACCAAACGGCACAAAGUAUGAUUGCAGACUACUCCAAAUACUGCCCAAUUUCGGAUGACGACUACGAAGACGGCUUCCAGUGGGAAGAUCUUUCGGGCAACUGUCAGGAUCUGCUUGAUCCUUACUGCAGUCCCGAUAUCCACUCCCCGUCGCCUAAAUCAACGAAGUUCCCAGGCUCCUGUACGCCAACUGCAGUCUCUGCUACUCCAACUGGCUCGUCAACACCCAUUCCGUCGCCAACAUUGGAUGGCACAACCUCUAAGUGUAGCAAGUUCUACUAUAUCGUUGCGAACGACACCUGUCCUGCGAUUGUCAAAGAAUAUGGAAUUAAGCUGACUGAUUUCUACUCCUGGAACCCUGGCGUCGAAUCUGACUGCCGCACCCUCAAGACUGAAUACUAUGUCUGCGUUGCUGUUUCUGGUGGUUCAAAUUCAAUGAACACUACAGGAACUGGCUCGCAGACAGCGACUGGUUCGCGGACAGCAACUAGCUCGUCGACGUCAACUACCACCGCCAGUGCCAAUCCCUCGCCAACCGAAGAUGGCGUCGCAUCCAAUUGUGAUAAAUGGCAUUAUGUGGAAGAUGGGGAUGGAUGCUUUGACCUAGCAAAGAAGUAUAAUAUUACACUUAUUGAGUUCUAUGACUGGAACCCCGCCAUCGGGGAGGGUCGUAAAUCUCUCAUAACGGAAUACUUUGUCUGUGUGGGGGUAAAGGGUGGCACAGCUCCGUCUUCUACAACUACUCAAAAGCCCACGUCUACCAGUGAUGGCACUACCACUAGCCCAUCUGAGACUUUGCCGGGAACUAUUUAUACGUGCAAGAAGUAUAACAAGGUUCUGGACGGUGAUGGAUGCUAUGCCGUCGCCGCUGCCCAUGAUAUCACUCUGAAAAAUUUCAAUUCCUGGAAUCCCAGCGUCAAAAAUGACUGUAGUGGACUUAGGUUUGACAGCUACGUCUUUGUGGGAAUUUAG
Molecule: messenger RNA, 1173 nt
Organism: Penicillium antarcticum
Lineage: Eukaryota; Fungi; Ascomycota; Eurotiomycetes; Eurotiales; Aspergillaceae
Product: LysM peptidoglycan-binding domain-containing protein
Exons: 6
Coding region: 1-1173 (390 amino acids)
Source: RefSeq, a predicted model, not a curated record